Neltuma alba is the source of this 1958-nucleotide messenger RNA. RefSeq lists its product as uncharacterized. The coding region runs from base 88 to 1695 and encodes 535 amino acids. Gene Ontology annotation, molecular function: zinc ion binding; DNA binding. Gene Ontology annotation, biological process: regulation of DNA-templated transcription. The transcript is spliced from 4 exons. NCBI's taxonomy places the organism in Eukaryota, Viridiplantae, Streptophyta, Magnoliopsida, Fabales, Fabaceae. The record is from RefSeq and is a predicted model, not a curated record.
UUUUUUGCCAUCCUAUCUUAGUACUGGGCAAAUUUUCUCAUUCGUUGGACAGACUUUUUCCACACAUUGUUCGUAUUGUGCUCCUUAAUGGAAUCUGAAACUCGACAGAAAAUUGAGGAAACGGUGCUGGAUAUACUGAAGAAUGCCAACAUUGAUGAAGCGACUGAGUUCACAAUCCGACUCGCGGCCUCGGAGCGGCUCGGGAUGGAUCUUUCUGACUUGGAACACAAGCUGCUUGUGAGAGGAAUUGUAGAGUCGUAUCUGCUCGCUAUCGCCGAGGAAGAAGGUGGAAGGUUCCCCGCAUCUGAGCUGAGUGCUCCACAAGAGACUAGAGAGGUGAUGCAGUAUGAGCAAGAGGCGAAGCCAAACAAGGAGGUUUUGGGGGACUCGGAGCGCAUAAUUUGCCAGCUAUCAAACAAAAGGAAUGUGGUGGUUCAUGAUUUCAGAGGGAAAAAGUUAGUCUCAAUCAGGGACUUUUAUCAAAAAGAUGGAAAACAGCUUCCUUCAGCUAAAGGGAUAAGUUUGCCGACUGAGCAAUGGUCUGCAUUCAAGAAAAGUGUCCCUGCUAUAGAGGAGGCUAUUACAAAGAUGGAAGCAAAGUUGAGACCCGACGUUCAUCAUAAGCAAAAUGGAGAUGUGCUGAACCCAAUUCAUGGUAAGCAAAAUGGAGAUGUGCUGAACCCAAUUCAUGGUAAGCAAAAUGAAGAUGUGCUGAACCCAAUGCAUGGUAAGCAAAAUGAAGAUGAGCUGAACCCAAUUCAUGAUAAGCAAAAUGAAGAUGUGCUGAACCCAAUUCUUGAUGCUGCUCCUCCUGAAUCUGUCCCUAUUGAAAUCAGCCGUUUUGAUGGGAAAAAUUACCAUUUCUGGGUUCAGCAGAUGGAAUCACUCUUGAAGCAACUAAAGAUUGCAUAUGUUCUCACUGAACUAUGCCCAAAUGCUACACCAGGACCACACUCAAGCGCUGUAGAAGUUGCUGAAGCCAGGGCGGCAGAAAAGAGGUGGGUGAAUGAUGAUUUCAUGUGCCGCCGCAACAUCUUGUGCUAUUUAUCUGAUCAUCUGUUUAAUCAGUAUGCAAAUAGAAAAAUGACUGCUAAAGAACUAUGGGAAGAAUUAAAACAAGUUUAUUUGUAUGAGGAAUUUGGAACAAAGAGAUCACAAGUGAAAAGAUACAUGGAAUUUGAAUUCGUUGAGGAAAAAUCCAUACUUGAGCAAGUCCAAGAAUUAAAUGCCAUUGCAGACUCUGUUGUCUCUGCUGGAAUGGUGAUCGACGAAAACUUUCACGUCAGUGUCCUCAUCUCCAAGCUUCCUCCAUCUUGGAAGGAUGUUUGCAUCAAGCUAAUGCGUGAGGAGUAUCUACCAUUUUGGAUGUUAAUGGAACGUUUGAGGACGGAGGAAGAAUCUCGUAAUCCAGUUAAACAAGGGGGCGAACCUUCCAGUAGUAACACAGGCUAUCAUGAGGCCAGAAAAUUGUUUCAAAGAGGUCCAGAUACGAGGCUUUCAAGCAUGUAUGGCCAGAGGAGUAGGCCAGACGUGAAUGUCAAGAGUACAAUCUGUUAUGUCUGUGGCAAGAAAGGGCAUCUUGCCAGAAACUGUUGGAGGAGAUUUGACAAUCAAACCCAAGAAAAAAGAACAGAAGAAAAUAGGCCCUCCACACCAGUAGUUUCACGGGUUAACAUGGUUGGUGUCACUGAGUAGAUACCACCGACAUGGUGCUUUUGAUUUCUGAGUAAUUAGAAAAAGAAUGGGUGAUUGGAAAGCAUGUGGUAGUGUUCUCUUACACACAGUUUUGUGAAAAAAAUUUUAACUGGAUUUGGCUGACAAAAAGUGCUGCCAAAUGGAUCAUGAAGUUCCUUGUAAUCAUGCGAGGUGGGUUCUGCGGAAUUUUGUCCUAUGAGAAGGUAUUUUUCGACGAAUACUUUGCUCCAGUGCGUAGGGUCUGAUCUGUAUAUAGACCUCAU